AUGGGCGGCGGUGUAUCAUCUCUCCCGGCGGAGGUCUCACUUGCCGAGGCAAAAGAGCUGGCGGGCACCGAGUGGCAGCCCGCGUGGGAGGAGAAAUUCGCGGACGCCGAGGCCAAGAUCUCCAGGGACGAUGCGGUGCGGUGCUGGACGGAGGCCAAGGCAAAUGCGGACGGCCCGGCGAGCAAGGGCGCGGGGCCGCCGGACGAGAGGAAGAAGAAGUCCGCCACCGCGAUAGCGCGCUGGAAGAAGGGCGUCGCGAAGGUGGGCUGGAUCGCGCACGCGAAGGCGCGGGCGGCGGCCGUCGAGCGUGCUCAAAGGGCAGGCAUUUCGGAGCAGCUCUACAAAAAGCUCCACGGCGUCGACCGCUCCGGCGUGGCGGAGGCGCUGGAUCUUUCGGCCAUAAUUGCCGAGAAACGCGGGCAGCACCUAACUGGGACGCGCGAAUGGGUCUUCGAGGCGGUCAUGCGCUGGCGCACGGACCCGGAAGCGGCGAAGCUCUUCUGGCUCGUCGGCGGUGGUGGCACGGGCAAGAGUGUCGCGGCGGCCGAGUUGUUGGCGCGACUGCUCGACAAAGAAAACGUCGCGGCGUGGCACUUCUGCAAGCACACCGAGCCGGCGCGGUCCGCGCCAAUGGCGCUGCUGCGGUCGCUAGCCGGCAUGCUUUGCGCAACGGUCGAGGGUUUCGAAGACGCCCUGCGCGAGGGCGGCGGCAGCGACAACGCGACGGACAAGGUCGACGAGCUCUUCGAGGCUUUAGUAGCAAAACCGCUGCAAAACGUCGAGGCGCCGCGCGGCGCGGACGACGCUCUCGUAUUAAUUGUCGACGCGCUCGAUGAGCUACCGCGCGACGCUUUGCAGCCCGUGCUCUCUCUGCUCGCGAACGAGCUCAAGACGCUGCCGCCGUGGAUCAAACUUGUCGUGACAAGCCGCGACGAAGCUCAAAUUAAAGCGAGGCUCUCGUGCUUUACGCCGUCGGAGCUGCGCGUCGACGAGGCGCGGAACCGGCAGGACGUUCGCGCGUACCUGACGGUGCUCGCGAAGGAGCACGUCGAGCUCGAGGUAACCAUGGACUCGCUGCGGCACGAGGUUGAGGCGAAGUUCCCGGGCUUGAAGAAUCUCGACACGUUCGCGGAUCUUGAGGAUCCGCUGCGCCGGUCAAAGGGCGCGUACGACGAGGCGGUCCGCGGCGUUCCUGGGAUCCGCGAGCUCGAGAAGUAUGAAGAGCGACGUCUCGACUUGAUACAAGAUGAGACUGACUUCGACAAGCUCUAUGCCGACGCAUCACUGGCGCAGACAAUUUUGGUCGACGCGCUGAAGACGCUGCCGGGCGACGUGGCGGACCCAGGCGUCAAAGGGCGUGAAUCUGCGGAGCGCAAGCUCGCGGACAAAUACACCGACAAUGGUGUGCCACAUCCCGAGAAAUUCCGGGAUCUAGCCCGUGCGACGGUCGUGUUCGAGAGCGCUACUGACCUACUUAAGGUGUUGACUGAAUUGGACGGCGGCGGCCUCGGGCUGGAGAUCGCGCAAUUAAAAAACAAGUUCGCGAGCCCGACGCCCCUCGGCUACCGCGACAUGAAUUUGAACGUCAGCGUGCGCCUCGACGACGGCCGAAAACAUCUCGCCGAGGUCCAGCUGCAUUUAAAGAGCGUCCUGGACGCGAAGCACAUUGCCCACGAGCAGUACGAAGUCAUUAGACUGGCGCUACCGAAGAUGUGCGAGGGCACGAGCGUCAAGGCGACUGAGCUUGAGACGUUCAUCGCCGAGCGCCUCAACUCGUCGGCGCUCGACGCGGCUGUAACCUCGCUCGAACGAAAGGCCGGAGGACUGAUGCUCUACGCGCGCCUGAUUGCCGAGCAGCUCGCGUCCACGACGGGCAAGAUCGACUUUGCGAGCGUCGGCGCGCUGCCGGCGGGCCUCGACGAGAUCUACGCGGAGAACUUUCGACGCGUGUUUGUCGAUGAUGACGCGUGGGGCGAUGCGCUGCCGCUCAUUGAAUUAAUCUGCGUUGCUGCAGAGCCGUUGACGAUUGACGCUGCGAGCGGGGCGCUCGGCUGGGAUCGGGAUCGCUGCGAGCGUCUCUGCGCGGAAGUGUCGCUGCUGUUCCCGCUGCGCGAGGGCGACGUGAUCGGUGUAUUACAUAAGACCGUAACGGAUUGGCUAACCGGCGAGGCGCCGUUCGAUAAGCGUUCUUCUGAGGACGCGUUCUUCGUCUCGCGGGACGCGGCGCACCGGCGAAUGGCGCGGGCUUGUGCUCAAGCUAUUCGUGCUGGUGUUCUGGAUACAAAGUCGUAUUCGAGCGACGCGGCCGCAGAUGAGGUGCUCGCAUCGUUCGUGGAGGGCGACGGUGGCGUGGCGUCGGAUGCUUAUGCGUUGCGGUGGUGUUUGUUUCACAUGGAGCGGUCGAAUAACGAGAGCGAGGCCGUCGCGAUCGCCUGCAGUCUGUCGUACGUGCGGAAGCGGAGCGCUGGCGACAUCGUUUCCUUCGUGGCGGACUUGCGUGCUCUGAAGGGCCAGGAUACACUGCUGCUGACCGACUCCUUGGUGUUGUCGCGGAACCUGCUAUCACGGGGAGUGCCUCUCAUAGAGCAGUUGUGGCAGCGGCUGAUGCCGCGCGCCGAUGCGGAGUCGUCUCCAGCUGCACAACGCCUGGCCGAGGACGCAAAGCGUGCUGCGAGCAAGCUGCCGCUCUCGACCGUGUGGCCGAUGGGCCUGACCGCGGCGGGUGGGGCGGAGCGGUGUCGGAUCGAGGUCGGAUCUGAUGUUAGGAGCUUGGCGAUGUUCGUGGAUCCGGCGACGGGCGAGCCGCGGGUUGCUUGUGAGUCUAGAAGCGAGGUGUGCAUCUAUGAUCCGGUUGCGGGUGGCGCGGCGUUGGUCGUGAUUGAUGCCGGCGACGAGGUCUACGCGCUGGCGGUCUUCAAAGACCCGGCGACGGGCGAGUUGCGUCUGGCUUGUGGAUGUGAGGACGGAAAAGUGCGCGUCUUCGACCCGGUCGCCGGCGGCGAGGCACUGCUCGUGAUCGAUGUGGGUGGUGAGGUGAAAGCGCUGGUCGUAUUUGAGGAUCCGGCGACGGGCGCGCCGCGGCUCGCGUGCGGCACGGGGGGGCUUGAUGAGGACGGUGAUGAAGUUGCUGGGAAGGUGCUUGUCUUCGACCCGGUCGCUGGUGGCGAGGCGCUGGUCGUGAUCGACGUGGACGCUAACGUGCUGGUGGUCUUCGCGGCCCCGACCGCGGAAGAGGAAGAGGAAGAGGAGGAGUGCGAAGAGGAAGAGGAGGAAUGCGAAGAGGAAGAGGAGGAGUGCGAAGAGGAAGAGGAGGAGUACGAAGACAACGGCGACGACGAGGACGACGACGACGAGAACUCGCAUGCCGAGGACAACGAAGCGCUGCGGCUUGCGUGCGCGUCGGGAAAUAAGGUGUUUGUCUUCGACCCGGUCGUGGGCGGCGACGCGCUGUUCGUGCUAGAUAUUAGUUCUGCGCUGUUCGUGGGCGGUAGAGUGAGUGCGCUGGUGAUUUUCAAGGAACCAGCGACGGGCGCGCCGAGGCUCGCGUGUGGUUCUUGGAGGGGGGUGUCUAUCUUUGACGCGGUUUCUGGCGGCGAUGCGCUGCUCGAGUGCGACGCAGGCGACGAAGUGGUGAAUGCGCUGGUCGCAUUCAAGGACCUGGCGACGGGCGCUCCGCGGCUCGCGAGCUGUGCAGACGACAAAAAGGUGCGCGUCUUCGACCCCGUCGCGGGCGGCGAGGCGCUGGUCGUGCUUGAGGGGCAAUAUCACUGGGUGAAUUCCUUGGCAGCCUUCACGGACCCGGCGACGGGCGAGCCGCGGAUCGUGAGCAGGUACUCGUAUUCUGCCCUCCAAGUCUGGAACCCGGCGGCGAGCGGCGCGGCGAUCGAGGCGGAGCCCGAGGGGCACUCUGACGACGUGAGCGCCCUGGUGACCUUUGUGGAUCCGGCGACGGGCGCGCUGCGGGUCGCGACCGGGUCGAAUGAUAUUCGCGUGUGGGACACGGAGACUGGCGAUGUGUUGCUCGUGAUUAAAGAGGGGGCUUCUGCGCUGGCGUUCUUCACGGACCCGGCGACUGGCGCGCCGCGGCUUGCAUGCGCGUCGGGAAAGGUGCUUGUCUUCGACGCGGUCGCGGGAGGCGAGGCGCUGGUCGUGAUCGACGUGCGCGCUGGCGCGCUGGAAGUCUUCACGGAUCCUGCGACGGGCGCGCCGCGGCUCGUUUGUGAUUGUUAUGACGAGAAGGUGGGCGUCUUUGACCCGGUCGCUGGUGGGGAAGCGCUGGUCGUGAUCGACGUUGGCUCCGUGACGGCGCUGGCGACCUUCGCGGACCCGGCGACGGGUGCGCUGCGAAUUGCUUGUGGUUGUAGCAGAGAGGUGCGCAUAUACGACCCGGUUGCGGGCGGCUGGGCAUUGGCCGUACUUGACUGCGCAUAUACGGACUGGGUGCUGGCUUUGACUGUUUUCAAAGACUCGGCGACGGGCGGACUUUGCCUCGCGAGCGGAGAUAGGGACGGUUUCGUGCGGAUCUGGGACUUAGCCGCGGGCGGCGCGGCCGAGGAGUCCGAUGCCGCUGAGGAGGACGAGGACGAGGAGGCCUCGGACGAAGACGAGACCAGGGUUGCCUCGCCGCUGUUCGUGCUCAAGGGACACACGAAUUAUGACGUGAACGCGCUGACGGCCUUCGCGGAUCCGGCGACGGGCGAGAUGCGGCUCGUGAGCGGGUCGAAGGACAAGACUUUGCAGGUGUGGGACGCGAGCAAGGGCGGUGCGGCGCUGCGGGUGAUUCCUUUUGAUGAUGAGAUUAAGACCUUGGCUGUCAGGAGCGACAUGAGCGGAUUCUUUGUCUCUUUUGGGAAGCGGUGGGGGGAAUUGCGCGUCGAGAGCGGCACGACGCCACUCACGCUCGCAUGCUAUCAAGGCGGCAUUGAGGCGAUGCGCGCUCUUCUUCAGCAGGGUGAUAACGUCGAUCAGGAAGAUGAUGACGACUAUACGCCGCUGUUUGUAGCGAGUUUGAAAGGGCACGUCGACGCCGCGCGCUUGCUGCUCGAUGCGGGUGCCGCGGUCGAUAAGAGGCGUGAGGGUGAUUGGUCGCCGUUUGGGAUUGCGUGUGCUCGCGGACACCUCGACGUCGCGACGCUAUUGGUGGAGCGAGGUGCAGCUGUCGAUUUGUGCUUGGAUUGUACGACGCCGUUUUUGUUCGCUUAUCGGAACCGGAAUCUCGACGCGAUGCAGUUAUGUCUCGAGCACGGCGCCGAUCAAAAUUGGACGAACGAAGAGGGUGAUCCAGAUUGGGAGGGUGGUUCGAUUCUGUAUGAUGCGUGUGAAAACGAGCGCUUCGACGCGGCGCGGCUGUUGCUGGAACAUGGCGCUGAUCCGAAUUGUGCAAACGAAAUUGAUCGUACGAUUCUGCAUAUUGCGUGUGAGCACGAUCGCGUCGACGCGGCACGGAUGUUCCUGGAUAAAGGCGCGGAGGUCGACCGGACAGACCAUUACGGCAGGACGCCGCUAUGCAUCGCCUGCGACUAUGGCCACAUCGACGCGGCGCGGCUGCUGCUGGACAACGGCGCGGAGGUCGACUGGGCGGACGAGGGGGACGGCACAACGCUGCUGUUCGUCGCCUGCCAGGAGGGCCACAUCGACGCGGCGCGGCUGCUGCUGGAGAAAGGCGCGGAGGUCAAUCGGGCAACGAAGAAUGGGAACACGCCACUGUCCAUCGCAAAAAGCAAAGGCCACUCGUCCAUCGUCGCGCUCCUCGAGGAGCAGCUUUACCCUCUGCACGCCACCGCCAAGGCAGGCGACGUCGAUGAAAUGAUGAGGCUCCUCGACGACGGCGCAGCGAUCGACCAGACGAAGGAUGACGGCGCAACUUCGCUAUACGUCGCCUGCUCGAACGGCCACGUCGAAUUGGCGAAAAUGUUGCUGGACAAAGGCGCGGAGGUCGACCGGGCGAACAAGGACGGCGCGACGCCUCUGUACAUCGCCUGCUUGAACGGCCACGUUGACGCGGUGCGGCUGUUGCUGGACAAGGGCGCGGAGGUCGAUCGGGCAAAUGAGGGGGGUGUCACGCCGCUGUUGAUCGCCUGCCAUCAGGGCCACGUCGACGCGGUGCGGAUGCUGCUGGACAACGGCGCGGAGGUCGAUCGGGCGACAGAGAAUGGUACGACGCCGCUGCUCGUCGCUUGCCAGAACGGCCACGUUGACGCGGUGCGGCUGUUGCUGGACAAGGGCGCGGAGGUCGAUCGUCCGGCGGAGGACGGUCGGACGCCGCUGUACAUUGCCUGUCAGUGGGGCCGCGUCGACGCGGCGCGGCUGCUGCUGGACAACGGCGCGGAGGUCGAUCGGGCGAAUAAGGACGGCGAGACGCCGCUGUAUAUCGCCUGCCAGAAGGGCCACGUCGACGCGGCGCGGCUGUUGUUAGAUAAAGGCGCGGAGGUCGACCGGGCGACGGAGAACGGCUGGACGCCGCUGAUCAUCGCCUGCCAAAACGGCCACAUCGACGCGGCGCGGCUGUUACUGGACAAAGGCGCGGAUGCCAGUUGUGUGACCAAAAAGGGCACAACGCCACUGGGCAUCGCGCGGAAGAAAGGCCACUCGUCCAUCGUCGCGCUCCUCGAGGAGCAUCAGAAGUAACCACCUCCGGAGCCGCGCCG
Messenger RNA from Pelagomonas calceolata, 6647 nucleotides. NCBI's taxonomy places the organism in Eukaryota, Pelagophyceae, Pelagomonadales, Pelagomonadaceae. The record is from the annotation of a GenBank genome assembly.